AUGACUGUUGUACUGGAUACGCAGCUCAACCUCAAGAAAUACAAGCCGAUAAAGGUACCCACGGAGCCUAAUGGGUUUACCUCACAUAACAGUCUUCUCAGCUCCACUCUGACAAACGAUUCUGAUAAGCAUGACAGUCUGGUAGAAGAAACACAGGAGCUUCUGGACGCUCGGAAGUCGCUUGUCCACGAUCUCAAGCUAAGUAGAGAUCAGGUUCAUGAUCCCAUGAUUUCUAUUGACCCUCGCGCUAAGAUCAGUCCAAACCUCCGCCAGAAUAGAUCGUUUCAAAUCUGCAGGAAGCGAGCAGAGAAAGUGAAGACAAUCAUUCAAAGCUACUAUGAGUUCAUCGAACUUUACCAGAACACAGUGCAUUACGAUGAUAGUGAUCCUCAGCGUCCGCUAUACGAAGGAGUUGAGGGAGUAUUUAACCCGUUGCAAAUUAUACGAAACCGACGUAUCAGAAAGAAAUACGAUGAAAAGCUCACUACCUUUCCUCUAGGGGACUACAAACCCCCCUCACGAGUGUUUAGCAAGUACAACAGACAACACCUUAUCUGGCAGGUGAACCUGAACGAAUACUAUACCGAUAUCACUUGGAGAGAAAAGCACUGGCAUGAGUUGAAGAGGCCAAACGGGGAGCUUUGGUUUCCCAAGCUAGACAGCACGAAGCAGAGUCCACAGAAAAAUAGGCGGCUGAAGAGUCUUCAUGAGCAACUGUUUGUUGGAUUUGAUGGCGAGUUUCAGAAGGAGGACGAUGACAGCUCCCUGGACGAUCGACGACUCAGUUCGCUUGCCCGUGUGAACGAAAGCUCUGCGUCUCUUGCUCGACUAGAGCACUAUCGACUGAACAGUUUAAAACGCACUCCUGGCCAUACUAGGUCUUUGAAGAGUGACGAGGAUUUUGAUACCCCUUAUACCCCUUCUUCGCGCAAUUCAAGUAUAGAUAAGCUGAGUUUCCUUUCUCAAGGUGGAAAAUCGAGCGAAUCGCUAUCGCCAGCGCAUCGGACAGAUAGCGAAGAAACAGGAAAUUGCGAUGAUUUUGCGGACCAAAAAAAGAUGUUCAAGGGUCUCCAAAGCAAGCUUGCUCUUGCACAGUCGAGGAUCCGCAUCGCAGACUAUAAUCGCGAGGACAUAAUUGCCUCCAGAGGCCGUGAAAUUAAAAGGCAGCUCGAACUAUUCAAAUCUACGCGAGCGCAAACUAGUCAGAUAUCACAAUCGCUGCAAACGACCAUUAAUAAAGUUGACGCAAUUCUGGACAAAUUCAACCAGUUCAACAACGCCAAGUCGUACAAAAUCGAAGAGUUACUGGGGUAUUGUGACAGAACGAACGGUGAAAUUAAUACAUCUAUCACUUUGAGGAUAAGAAAUAUACAGGAGAAGAAAGAUCAGCUCUCAAACACCAACGAUGAAUGGCUGUUCCAGCUCGUGUACUCAUUUUUGGAAAACUUGAUUGUGUUAGCACUCUGGAUCGUCUGGAUCAUCGUCGAGUUUUGGAGACUCAUCAAACGCAUCUUCUUAAUUUUGAUGAAACUUUUAAAAUUCAUAUUUCUAUAG
This is a messenger RNA of Ogataea haglerorum, 1554 nucleotides long. RefSeq lists its product as uncharacterized. Bases 1 to 1554 code for a protein of 517 amino acids. The transcript has a single exon. The record is from RefSeq and is a predicted model, not a curated record. NCBI's taxonomy places the organism in Eukaryota, Fungi, Ascomycota, Pichiomycetes, Pichiales, Pichiaceae.